Dibothriocephalus latus is the source of this 3324-nucleotide messenger RNA. NCBI's taxonomy places the organism in Eukaryota, Metazoa, Platyhelminthes, Cestoda, Diphyllobothriidea, Diphyllobothriidae. The record is from the annotation of a GenBank genome assembly.
AUGUACAUCCACAUUUGGCCCCCUGGACUUAUAAUCCUACUAGUCGGCGGGACUGUCGUGGUCAGUUCUGAGGGAGAAAGUCCGCCGCAGCGCUUCUGGGUAAAGGAGAACACUGCAGCAGAAACCGUCAUUGGGCAAAUUGCUCGACGUCCGGGUUCCGGCUUCGGGUCCCUCUCCUUUACAAAUCUCGCUGACAAACGAAUCGCCGCGUUUUUCUCCGUGCUUCCCAGCAACGGUUCCCUUAUCACUCUACGGCAGAUCGACCGGGAAGAGAUCUGUUCACAACAGUCUAAGACACAGCAGCCGCCAACAGUAGAUGAAUCCGGCAUAUUCUAUAGCCCCUACCAGGAGAAUGCUCCCUUCUGUGAGGUUGGUUUCAUCGUGCACGUCUCAGUUGAAGCAGACGAGACAGGAGCCGGUGCUGAGAGUUAUCUUGAGACAGUAUCCCUCGAUAACGAGUCGCCUGUAUUUGCUCUCAUGUCCGACGAGAACGAGGAGGUGGAUGGGGAGAGAGCUAACAAAGUGCCAAGGAUCUUGCAGGUGAGUGCACUGGACUACGAGCGGCUUCGAACCUUAUAUUACUGCCUCACGGCCUUUGACGGGGGUGGGCAAGAGGGUUCCCUCCUGAUCAUAAUUGAGGUCCAGGAUGCAAACGACAAUGCGCCAGCUUGGGUCGGACUACCAUACCGAGUUAGCCUCACAGAGUGUGGCGAGGAACGCCAUCAAACUCCACCAGCCUUCUGGAAGGCCGAUCUGGAGGCGCGCAAUUAUGCAAGGAGCCAGGGCUACGAAUAUGAGGCGCCACUGCGUUUUGUCACACAGCUGCUAGCUGUGGACGCCGACAGCGAUGUCUACGGACAGGUGCGCUACCGCACUCCUGAACAGACCACGCGAAAGUCAUCUAACAAGGGGAACGCUGUCAGUGUGGCUGCUUCAACAGCCUACAAGAGUAUCAUUCACGGGGAUAAAUUGUUCCUCAUUGGGCACCUGGACUACGAGACGGUCCCACGUAUCAACAUCCCUGUGGAAGCUGUUGAUGGCGGAGGACUUUCUAACUUUACCGAGGUGGAGGUUUCGAUAGAGGACUGCAACGAUAAUGUGCCCCAGAUCAGUAUUCAGUCGCUCAGCCCUGCACCAAUCGAAGUCGCCAACGAGAACGUAGGUCAAGCUUUGCUGUCAAACUCGUUGCAAAUACCAAGACAGGUGAACAUUUGGUUCCAUGAGGAGGAGAUGGCGGAAGUUAAGUUAGCCACAGUUACGGUGUCGGAUGCGGACUCUGAACAGAAUGCCAACAUCAACUGCGAUGUGGAGUGGAACAGUGUCAUUAGCGUCAAUCCCUUCAGGUUGGUUCCGCUCAAUGGGGCUCGGCUGCCCCCGGGCAGUGGCUAUAAGGUGCCCAAGGUGUACCUGCUUUCAAAGCGCAGAGGUGUUAAAAUAGACCGUGAGACGACUCCGCGGAUACAGGUGACCAUUGUCUGCACGGAUGGUGGCUACCCAGAAAUAAACGUUGCACGCAGUCUGGUGGAAAUCGGUAUACUUGACAUUAAUGACCACGCACCAGAAUUUCAGAAGCCCCCUUCUUCCUUAAUGGUGCAUAGUCAACAUGUACGGAAUGCAUAUUUCGCAGUGCCUGAAAAUGAACCGCAGGGAACCUUUGCUGGUGUAAUCCGCGCUACAGAUGCAGACUUCGGUAUGAAUGCAGCAGUCAGCUAUUCUCUGACCGCCUGCCCCGACGAAAAUGCCACCCUACCAUUCACCAUUGAGGCUAGGACUGGAAAAGUCUACACAACACAACCCUUGGACCGUGAACAACAGUCAACUUACUGCGCCAUGCUCACUGCCGUAGAUGCCGGUAUUCCACCCUUGAGCAAUUCGCAGAGAGUUACUCUCCUUGUUCUGGAUGUGAAUGAUUCGCCACCGGUCUUUGUUAAUAAUUACAAUGUCUCCGGAGCCAUUGUUUUUGAGGUUUCAGAGACCUUUGAGAACGAGCAGGUAUUAAAGAACUUCCUAGGCCAAAUAAAUGCCACCGAUGCAGACGAGGGAGAAAAUAGUUCCCUUGUAUUUAGCCUGAAGUCAUCUCAACCAUCAGUUGGCGCUGGGGGGCGUGCCAUCUUUCGUAUUACCCGAAAGGGUCAACUCUUAGUGAAUGGGGUUUUGGAUCGAGAGGCCACCGAAGAGUACGAAUUGGUAGUAGUGGCUACGGACAGUGCUCCACCACGGCAUCGUCUCUCUGCGGAAAUUACAGUUAAGGUGCGUGUCCUGGAUAUCAAUGACAACGCGCCCAUCUUUACGGAACCCUCCACGCCAGGCGAUCACCUCUCCGUCGUGGCUGUGGCCAAUGUGACUCUACAUACCGCCGUUAACAGUACCAUCUACCGAGCCUGUGCUCGUGACCCAGACAUCGGAAAUAACUCUCUGCUUAACUUUACUCUUCGUUGUGCCAAAUACCUGAAACCCUUUUUUAACGUCACCGAGGCCGUAAAGCAGGCAGAAGGAGAUGCAACCUGUGUGCAGAUUGUGCUGACGAAACCUCUUGUCCACCUCAUCUCCUCUACAUCUUCGACCACCUCAAGUGAGCUAGAUGCCAGCCAGGUGGAAGCCCUCAGCCGCCAGAUUAAAUUUCCCAUAGAACACCAACUUUACGUCAUUGUCAGUGACUCUGGCCAACGACAAUUCACAAAGACAGCACGUUUAAGGGUUAUUAUUCGUGGCAGCGAGAAAACGGAGACUGGCAAGGAUGACGGCAGUAUUAAACGAUCUGCCGCGGAGGCCAUACUCGGAUCACAUCGUUUAGACUCUGAGAAAGUCCAGAUCGGCGCAACGGGGUCGCUGUUGUCGCAACGUUAUCAACAACAACCUAUCAAAUAUCACCCAAGCGAGGACGGUUUAGCAAGUGAGCUCCCCGACAAAGCGGGAACAUCCUCCAAACUGGCAGAUGCAUCCUCCUUCUCCUCGUCCUCCUCGUCUUCCUCCUCGAAGGAAAUUUCAGAAACGACACCAGGCAGUCAUACGAAAGCAAAACACCUAUUUGUCAUCGCGGUGGUCAUUUUUAUAAUGUUUAUCGGCGUCCUCGGUCUCCUGGCUUUUAUCCUGCUUCGGGACUUCUCCCAUAAACGUACGGCACGUGCUGGCGCUGUCGGUUCCAGCUGCGCGACCGAAAACACGAACUCCACAAAGGGCACUGAAGCGGGAUGUACAACCUAUCCAGACUUUCGGCCUAGUCCACUCACAUACCUUCCUGAAUUGGUCGACGGCAAGUUGAAUAUCUCACAUUUAUUCUUCUCUUUAUGCAAUAAGCGUUCUUCGAAUUCAAAUAGGAACUAG